Bicyclus anynana (squinting bush brown) is the source of this 2006-nucleotide messenger RNA. RefSeq lists its product as uncharacterized. The record is from RefSeq and is a predicted model, not a curated record. The transcript has 6 exons. Lineage: Eukaryota; Metazoa; Arthropoda; Insecta; Lepidoptera; Nymphalidae. The coding region runs from base 34 to 1023 and encodes 329 amino acids.
AGAGCACAGUGUUGUACAUUUAGAACGUUCACAAUGGCUACCGCGAAAGACACGUCUACUUUCUUUCUGGAGGCAGACGCGGAACAAUUCGACAGUGUUUUAAAGUUAUACCCACAAGCGAUCAAACUGAAAGCUGAACAGAAAACAAAGAAACCCGAGGAACUCAUAAAAUUGGACAACUGGUAUCAGAAUGAACUACCAAAGAAAAUCAAAUCAAGAGGCAAAGAGGCGCACAUGGUUCACGAGGAGUUGGUACAACUCAUGAAAUGGAAACAGGCUAGAGGAAAAUUCUACCCGCAACUAUCAUUCCUCAUAAAAGUGAACACACCAAGAGCGGUAAUGCAAGUGACAAAGAAGGCGUUCAAGAAGCUGCCCAACAUAGAGUCAGCGAUGACGGCGCUGAGCAACCUCAAAGGCGUGGGCACCGCGACAGCGUCCGCGCUCCUCGCCGCCGCCUGCCCGGACACCGCGCCCUUCAUGGCCGACGAAUGCAUACAGGCCAUCCCGGAAAUGGAAGGAAGCGAUUACACUGCCAAGGAAUACCUCAAUUUUGUUAAACAUAUUAGAAACGUCUGUGAUAGAUUAAAUAAGGAACAAAACGGCUGUGGUAAAAAAUGGUCCCCACACAUGGUCGAGCUCACACUAUGGACACACAAUAUAGUCUCCGACCUGCAGCCGGAACUACUCGGCAAGGAGCCCAAGCUGACCACCACCACACCCUCAAACGGAGGAUCCCCGUUACCCAGUGAUGAGAGCAAUUUGGAACCACCGUCGACGAACGGUAACGGUAAACUAGGCGUGGAAUCAGUGAACGACGACACGACGUCGUGCACGGAAGACUCGAUGGACGCGAAAGGAACGUCGCCCGCCACGCCCGCCACCCCCGCCUCACCCUCCGACAACUCCGACUCCGCUCUCAGCACGCCGCGCGCCAAACGACAAAUAGAAGAGGCGAGUUCAGCGGAGGAGAGCUCGCUGGGCGAGGCGCCGCUCGCCAAGAAGCUGCGGGAAGCGACGCACUGACCCCCGCGCACCCCCGCGCCCGUCUCUAGCUCUUAGACUAAAAUAUUGUACCUAGGUAAUUUAUUUUUCAAUUCCGUUUAAUUUUAAAUUUUAGCCUUAAGUUUUUAAGACCGGUCGAUUUUUGUAAGUUUUAUAGGGUAUUAUUAUUAAUAUUUCGGAUGCGUUUCGAAUUGGACGGACUCGCCGGGCGUUCGCACGCACGUGCGAUACGAGCGCCAUCGCGGGGCGGCUCGCGACAGGGCCUAGUGUUAGCUUUCGUUUGUAAUGUUUAAUGUUUGAACGUUCGCAUCCCGCGUGACAUUCCAAUAAUUGUAAAGUUAGAGCGAUGACCCAUUAGUGCGACGCGUCACGUUGCGUUUUCACAUUAAAGCGUUGCAACAACGAACCUCAGACCAAUUAUAGAAGGACCUGUAUCGCACUCAUAGUCACUAACAAAAUUGUCUGUCAUUUUCUGAGGAAAACGAGCUUGGUAUAUAUCUUAUACUAAACUAGAAGUUUUUGCCCGUUUUUUACACAAUCAAUUACACAAAAAGGUAUUUUUACGGAGCUCUUUAACCGGCGAACACGAUUACAACUGUUUAACGUCGAUUCUAUACAGACAGUUUUUAUAAUCGCAUUAGAUCGUUGAUCAUAUACUUUGACAGAAAAGUAACGUCUAGCGAGGCAGGUCCUAUACAAUAAUUGGUCUGAGCAACGAACCGUGUUUCAUUAUCGAUCCUUUGCGACGACGCGACGCGACGCACUGAUGAGGCAUCUCCCUGGGCGGCGAGGGGGUAGGGGUAGGGGGAGGUGGGUCACGCCGCAAGCUCCAGACAGAUGCCUUGACGUGGCCGAGCAGGCCGUCACUCCAUUGCCUUAUGACACAGUCUGCCCGCAGAGUUUAUAUGCAACAAGAGAAUACAAAGGUCGUGUUACCCGGGCGCCGGGCACACGGGCCCACAAUGUAGUUUUUAUUGAACAAAUAUAAGAUAUUAAUUUUAUAA